This is a messenger RNA of Oldenlandia corymbosa var. corymbosa, 1224 nucleotides long. NCBI's taxonomy places the organism in Eukaryota, Viridiplantae, Streptophyta, Magnoliopsida, Gentianales, Rubiaceae. The record is from the annotation of a GenBank genome assembly.
AUGGCGAUCAAAGUGUUCUUGAUCUCCUUCAUUCUCACUUCUAUUCUACUCUACUUUUUCUAUGUCCCUAAUCAAUUGUCCCACCAACCCAUCAGAAAUCUCAGACCCAUUUAUCAAAACUUGAUCGUCCCCAAAUCCAGCAACCCAUAUCCAGUCACUUUUGCCUACUUGAUUUCUGCGUCCAAAGGAGACGUCCUGAAGCUGAAACGUGUUCUUCUGGCGUUAUACCAUCCAGGAAACUACUAUUUAAUUCACUUGGACGCCGGCGCCGACGAAGAUGAGCAUAAAGAGAUUGCCAGAUUCGUUUCCGGGGAACCCGUUUUCAACCAAAUUGGUAAUGUUUGGGUUGUGGGUAAACCCAAUUUGGUCACUUACAGAGGUCCAACUAUGCUUGCCACCACUCUUCACGCCAUUUCUAUGCUUCUGAGGAUUGCCAAUUGGGAUUGGUUCAUAAAUCUCAGUGCUUCUGAUUACCCUUUGGUUACCCAAGAUGAUCUGAUUUAUGCAUUUGCAAAUGUGUCAAGAGAUCUCAAUUUCAUUCAGCACACCAGCCGCUUGGGUUGGAAACGAAGUAAGAGGGGAAAACCAAUAAUAAUAGAUCCGGGACUGCAUAGCCGGAAUAAAUCGGAUAUAUGGUGGGUUAUAAAGCAAAGAAAUCUCCCAACUGCUUUCAAGCUUUUCACAGGUUCUGCUUGGACAAUGUUAUCCAGGUCCUUUUCCGAAUACUGCAUUGUUGGUUGGGAGAAUCUGCCAAGAACCCUCCUCCUCUACUACACCAACUUCGUCUCAUCUCCUGAGGGUUACUUCCAGACUCUGAUCUGCAACUCCGACGACUACCGGAACACCACCGUUAACCAUGAUCUUCACUACAUCACCUGGGAUAUCCCUCCUAAGCAACAUCCAAGGUCACUCGGGAUCAAAGACUACAGAAGAAUGGUCUUAAGCAGCCGUCCAUUCGCCCGGAAAUUCAAGAAGAACGAUCCGGUUUUGGACAAGAUUGAUCGCGACCUACUUAAACGAGGGCAGCGCGCAGGGCGGUUCUCGUAUGGAGGAUGGUGUUCCGGCGGCGACAAUGGCGUCGUAAACAGUACCAAUUAUACAUGCUCAGAUAUACAAAGUGAUAAAUAUGGGAUUUUAAAGCCUGGACCAGGUGCCAGAAGAUUGAACAAUUUACUGACAAAGUUGCUUCAUGUUCCAAACUUCAAUAAGCGACAGUGUAAAUGA